Molecule: messenger RNA, 9597 nt
Organism: Drosophila teissieri
Lineage: Eukaryota; Metazoa; Arthropoda; Insecta; Diptera; Drosophilidae
Product: mucin-2
Exons: 5
Coding region: 1-9597 (3198 amino acids)
Source: RefSeq, a predicted model, not a curated record
AUGCUUGGCUUCGGUAUCUUCGGACUCUGCUAUAAUCUAAGGCUCAACAUUUAUGUCUUUCUAAGUUGUUUAAUUUGGCUGGCCCUUUGGCAAACUGCCAAUGCCGCGUUGGAUGGCAGUGAAAUUAAAUUAGGGGACGAAUCAACAACAGAAUCUGCUGCAGAAUACCCUGAUUACUGCUGGCUAUAUCCUUAUUUUCCGGGCUGUCCACUUGGUCCGGGUGAUGGCUAUACUUCGACCACUGAGUCUUCGACAACGGAAACCACAAAUUCAAAUACCGUCACAUCCACUAAGAAAACAACAACACUGAAGACAACCACGACUAAAUCGACAGCAGAGCCGACAACCCGAAAUACAACUACUGAAACGAAAACAAAGAAACCAACCACUGAAAAGACAUCCCAUAAGACAACAGCAGAGCCAACAUCUGCAGAACCAACGACCAAGAAGACUACAACCAAAAAGACGACGCAUAAACCCACUUCAAAGACUACCACAACCACCCAUACGACAACAGUUGAACCAACGACCAAGAAGACUACAACCAAAAAGACGACGCAUGACCCCAAAACAACGAGAUCAACAACAUUAAGGACUACCGCUGAACCAACCACUCAUAAAACAUCUACUACUCAAGAGCCAUCUACUAAGCAGGAAACAACUGAAAGGACAUCUCAUAAACCAACCACUGGAAGGACAACCACCCAUAAGACAACAGCAGAACCGACGACCAAGAAGACUACAACCCAAAACACGACGCAUAAACCCACUUCAAAGACUACCGCAGAACCAACCACUCGUAAAACAUCUACUACAAAGACUAGUAGAGAGCCAACCACUACGAAGAAAACAACUGAGAGAACAACUCAUGAGCCAACCACUCGAAAGACAACCACCCAUAAGACAACAGUAGAACCAACGACCAAGAAGACUACAACCAAAAAGACGACGCAUGAACCCAAAACAACCAAAACAACAACAUUAAGGACUACCGCCGAACCAACCACUCAUAAAACAUCUACUACUCAAGAGCCAUCUACUAAGCAGGAAACAACUGAAAGGACAUCUCAUAAACCAACCACUGGAAGGACAACCACCCAUAAGACAACAGCCGAACCGACAACAGCAGAACCGACGACCAAGAAUACUACAACCAAAAAGACGACGCACAAACCCACUUCAAAGACUACCGCAGAACCAACCACUCGUAAAACAUCUACUACAAAGAGUAGUCGAGAGACAACCACUACGGAGGAAACAACUGAGAGAACAACUCAUGAGCCAACCACUCGAAAGACAACCACCCAUAAGACAACAGUAGAACCAACGACCAAGAAGACUACAACCAAAAAGACGACGCAUGAACCCAAAACAACCAAAACAACAACAUUAAGGACUACCGCCGAACCAACCACUCAUAAAACAUCUACUACUCAAGUGCCAUCUACUAAGCAGGAAACAACUGAAAGGACAUCUCAUAAACCAACCACUGGAAAGACAACCACCCAUAAGACAACAGCCGAACCGACAACAGCAGAACCGUCGACCAAGAAGACUACAACCAAAAAGACGACUCACAAACCCACUUCAAAGACUACCGCAGAACCAACCACUCGUAAAACAUCUACUACAAAGACUAGUAGAGAGACAACCACUACGGAGGAAACAACUGAGAGAACAACUCAUGAGCCAACCACUCGAAAGACAACCACCCAUAAGACAACAGUAGAACCAACGACCAAGAAGACUACAACCAAAAAGACGACGCAUGAACCCAAAAGAACGAAAUCAACAACAUUAAGGACUACCGCCGAACCAACAACUCAUAAAACAUCUACCACUCAAGAGCCAUCUACUAAGCAGGAAACAACUGAAAGGACAUCUCAUAAACCAACCACUGGAAGGACAACCACCCAUAAGACAACAGCCGAACCGACAACAGCAGAACCGACGACCAAGAAGACUACAACCAAAAAGACGACGCAUGAACCCAAAACAACGAGAUCAACAACAUUAAGGACUACCGCCGAACCAACCACUCAUAAAACAUCUACUACUCAAGAGCCAUCUACUAAGCAGGAAACAACUGAAAGGACAUCUCGGAAACCAACUACUGGAAAGACAACCACUCAUAAGACAACAGCCGAACCGACAACAGCAGAACCGACGACCAAGAAGACUACAACCAAAAAGACGACGCAUAAAGCCACUUCAAAGACUACCGCAGAACCAACCACUCGUAAAACAUCUACUACAAAGACUAGUAGAGAGCCAACCACUACGAAGAAAACAACUGAGAGAACAACUCAUGAGCCAACCACUCGAAAGACAACCACCCAUAAGACAACAGUAGAACCAACGACCAAGAAGACUACAACCAAAAAGACGACGCAUGAACCCAAAACAACGAAAUCAACAACAUUAAGGACUACCGCCGAACCAACCACUCAUAAAACAUCUACUACUCAAGAGCCAUCUACUAAGCAGGAAACAACUGAAAGGACAUCUCAUAAACCAACCACUGGAAGGACAACCACCCAUAAGACAACAGCCGAACCGACAACAGCAGAACCGACGACCAAGAAGACUACAACCAAAAAGACGACGCAUGAACCCAAAACAACGAGAUCAACAACAUUAAGGACUACCGCCGAACCAACCACUCAUAAAACAUCUACUACUCAAGAGCCAUCUACUAAGCAGGAAACAACUGAAAGAACAUCUCAUAAACCAACCACUGGAAAGACAACCACCCAUAAGACAACAGCCGAACCGACAACAGCAGAACUGACGACCAAGAAGACUACAACCAAAAAGACGACGCAUGAACCCAAAACAACGAGAUCAACAACAUUAAGGACUACCGCCGAACCAACCACUCAUAAAACAUCUACUACUCAAGAGCCAUCUACUAAGCAGGAAACAACUGAUAGAACAUCUUAUAAACCAACCACUGGAAGGACAACCACCCAUAAGACAACAGCAGAACCGACGACCAAGAAGACUACAACCCAAAAGACGACGCAUAAACCCACUUCAAAGACUACCGCAGAACCAACCACUCGUAAAACAUCUACUACAAAGACUAGUAGAGAGCCAACCACUACGAAGAAAACAACUGAGAGAACAACUCAUGAGCCAACCACUCGAAAGACAACCACCCAUAAGACAACAGUAGAACCAACGACCAAGAAGACUACAACCAAAAAGACGACGCAUGAACCCAAAACAACCAAAACAACAACUUCAAAGACUACCGCAGAACCAACCACUCGUAAAACAUCUACUACGAAGACUAGUAGAGAGCCAACCACUACGAAGAAAACAACUGAGAGAACAACUCAUGAGCCAACCACUCGAAAGACAACUACCCAUAAGACAACAGUAGAACCAACGACCAAGAAGACUACAACCAAAAAGACGACGCAUGAACCCAAAACAACCAAAACAACAACAUUAAGGACUACCGCCGAACCAACCACUUAUAAAACAUCUACUACUCAAGAGCCAUCUACUAAGCAGGAAACAACUGAAAGGACAUCUCAUAAACCAACCACUGGAAAGACAACCACCCAUAAGACAACAGCCGAACCGACAACAGCAGAACCGACGACCAAGAAGACUACAACCAAAAAGACGACGCAUGAACCCACUUCAAAGACUACCGCAGAACCAACCACUCGUAAAACAUCUACUACAAAGACUAGUAGAGAGCCAACCACUACGGAGGAAACAACUGAGAGAACAACUCAUGGGCCAACCACUCGAAAAACAACCACCCAUAAGACAACAGUAGAACCAACGACCAAGAAGACUACAACAAAAAAAAAGACGACCCAUGAACCCAAAACAACGAGAUCAACAACAUUAAGGACUACCGCCGAACCAACCACUCAUAAAACAUCUACUACUCAAGAGCCAUCUACUAAGCAGGAAACAACUGAAAGGACAUCUCAUAAACCAACCACUGGAAGGACAACCACCCAUAAGAUAACAGCCGAACCGACAACACCAGAACCGACGACCAAGAAGACUACAACAGAAAAGACAACCCAUGAACCCAAAACAACGAGAUCAACAACAUUAGGGACUACCGCCGAACCAACCACUCAUAAAACAUCUACUACUCAAGAGCCAUCUACUAAGCAGGAAACAACUGAAAGGACAUCUCAUAAACCAACCACUGGAAGGACAACCACCCAUAAGACAACAGCAGAACCGACGACCAAGAAGACUACAACCAAAAAGACGACGCAUAAACCCACUUCAAAGACUACCGCAGAACCAACCACUCGUAAAACAUCUACUACAAAGAGUAGUAGAGAGCCAACCACUACGGAGGAAACAACUGAGAGAACAACUCAUGAGCCAACCACUCGAAAAACAACCACCCAUAAGACAACAGUAGAACCAACGACCAAGAAGACUACAACCAAAAAGACGACCCAUGAACCCAAAACAACGAGAUCAACAACAUUAAGGACUACCGCCGAGCCAACCACUCAUAAAACAUCUACUACUCAAGAGCCAUCUACUAAGCAGGAAACAACUGAAAGGACAUCUCAUAAACCAACCACUGGAAGGACAACCACCCAUAAGACAACAGCCGAACCGACAACAGCAGAACCGACGACCAAGAAGACUACAACCAAAAAGACGACGCAUGAACCCACUUCAAAGACUACCGCCGAACCAACCACUCGUAAAACAUCUACUACAAAGACUAGUAGUGAGCCAACCACUACGAAGAAAACAACUGAGAGAACAACUCAUGAGCCAACCACUCGAAAGACAACCACCCAUACCACAACAGUAGAACCAACGACCAAGAAGACUACAACCCAAAACACGACGCAUAAACCCAAAACAACGAGAUCAACAACAUUAAGGACUACCGCCGAACCAACCACUCAUAAAACAUCUACUACUCAAGAGCCAUCUACUAAGCAGGAAACAACUGAAAGGACAUCUCAUAAACCAACCACUGGAAGGACAACCACCCAUAAGACAACAGCAGAACCGACGACCAAGAAGACUACAACCCAAAACACGACGCAUAAACCCACUUCAAAGACUACCGCAGAACCAACCACUCGUAAAACAUCUACUACAAAGACUAGUAGAGAGCCAACCACUACGAAGAAAACAACUGAGAGAACAACUCAAGAGCCAACCACUCGAAAGACAACCACCCAUAAGACAACAGUAGAACCAACGACCAAGAAGACUACAACCAAAAAGACGACGCAUGAACCCACUUCAAAGACUACCGCCGAACCAACCACUCGUAAAACAUCUACUACAAAGACUAGUAGUGAGCCAACCACUACGAAGAAAACAACUGAGAGAACAACUCAUGAGCCAACCACUCGAAAGACAACCACCCAUACCACAACAGUAGAACCAACGACCAAGAAGACUACAACCAAAAAGACGACCCAUGAACCCAAAACAACGAGAUCAACAACAUUAAGGACUACCGCCGAACCAACCACUCAUAAAACAUCUACUACUCAAGAGCCAUCUACUAAGCAGGAAACAACUGAAAGGACAUCUCAUAAACCAACCACUGGAAGGACAACCACCCAUAAGACAACAGCAGAACCGACGACCAAGAAGACUACAACCCAAAACACGACGCAUAAACCCACUUCAAAGACUACCGCAGAACCAACCACUCGUAAAACAUCUACUACAAAGACUAGUAGAGAGCCAACCACUACGAAGAAAACAACUGAGAGAACAACUCAUGAGCCAACCACUCGAAAGACAACCACCCAUAAGACAACAGUAGAACCAACGACCAAGAAGACUACAACCAAAAAGACGACGCAUGAACCCAAAACAACCAAAACAACAACAUUAAGGACUACCGCCGAACCAACCACUCAUAAAACAUCUACUACUCAAGAACCAUCUACUAAGCAGGAAACAACUGAAAGGACAUCUCAUAAACCAACCACUGGAAGGACAACCACCCAUAAGACAACAGCCGAACCGACAACAGCAGAACCGACGACCAAGAAUACUACAACCAAAAAGACGACGCACAAACCCACUUCAAAGACUACCGCAGAACCAACCACUCGUAAAACAUCUACUACAAAGAGUAGUAGAGAGACAACCACUACGGAGGAAACAACUGAGAGAACAACUCAUGAGCCAACCACUCGAAAGACAACCACCCAUAAGACAACAGUAGAACCAACGACCAAGAAGACUACAACCAAAAAGACGACGCAUGAACCCAAAACAACCAAAACAACAACAUUAAGGACUACCGCCGAACCAACCACUCAUAAAACAUCUACUACUCAAGUGCCAUCUACUAAGCAGGAAACAACUGAAAGGACAUCUCAUAAACCAACCACUGGAAAGACAACCACCCAAAAGACAACAGCCGAACCGACAACAGCAGAACCGUCGACCAAGAAGACUACAACCAAAAAGACGACUCACAAACCCACUUCAAAGACUACCGCAGAACCAACCACUCGUAAAACAUCUACUACAAAGACUAGUAGAGAGACAACCACUACGGAGGAAACAACUGAGAGAACAACUCAUGAGCCAACCACUCGAAAGACAACCACCCAUAAGACAACAGUAGAACCAACGACCAAGAAGACUACAACCAAAAAGACGACGCAUGAACCCAAAAGAACGAAAUCAACAACAUUAAGGACUACCGCCGAACCAACAACUCAUAAAACAUCUACCACUCAAGAGCCAUCUACUAAGCAGGAAACAACUGAAAGGACAUCUCAUAAACCAACCACUGGAAGGACAACCACCCAUAAGACAACAGCCGAACCGACAACAGCAGAACCGACGACCAAGAAGACUACAACCAAAAAGACGACGCAUGAACCCAAAACAACGAGAUCAACAACAUUAAGGACUACCGCCGAACCAACCACUCAUAAAACAUCUACUACUCAAGAGCCAUCUACUAAGCAGGAAACAACUGAAAGGACAUCUCAUAAACCAACUACUGGAAAGACAACCACCCAUAAGACAACAGCCGAACCGACAACAGCAGAACCGACGACCAAGAAGACUACAACCAAAAAGACGACGCAUAAACCCACUUCAAAGACUACCGCAGAACCAACCACUCGUAAAACAUCUACUACAAAGACUAGUAGAGAGCCAACCACUACGAAGAAAACAACUGAGAGAACAACUCAUGAGCCAACCACUCGAAAGACAACCACCCAUAAGACAACAGUAGAACCAACGACCAAGAAGACUACAACCAAAAAGACGACGCAUGAACCCAAAACAACGAGAUCAACAACAUUAAGGACUACCGCCGAACCAACCACUCAUAAAACAUCUACUACUCAAGAGCCAUCUACUAAGCAGGAAACAACUGAAAGGACAUCUCAUAAACCAACCACUGGAAGGACAACCACCCAUAAGACAACAGCCGAACCGACAACAGCAGAACCGACGACCAAGAAGACUACAACCAAAAAGACGACGCAUGAACCCAAAACAACGAGAUCAACAACAUUAAGGACUACCGCCGAACCAACCACUCAUAAAACAUCUACUACUCAAGAGCCAUCUACUAAGCAGGAAACAACUGAAAGAACAUCUCAUAAACCAACCACUGGAAAGACAACCACCCAUAAGACAACAGCCGAACCGACAACAGCAGAACCGACGACCAAGAAGACUACAACCAAAAAGACGACGCAUGAACCCAAAACAACGAGAUCAACAACAUUAAGGACUACCGCCGAACCAACCACUCAUAAAACAUCUACUACUCAAGAGCCAUCUACUAAGCAGGAAACAACUGAAAGAACAUCUCAUAAACCAACCACUGGAAGGACAACCACCCAUAAGACAACAGCAGAACCGACGACCAAGAAGACUACAACCCAAAAGACGACGCAUAAACCCACUUCAAAGACUACCGCAGAACCAACCACUCGUAAAACAUCUACUACAAAGACUAGUAGAGAGCCAACCACUACGAAGAAAACAACUGAGAGAACAACUCAUGAGCCAACCACUCGAAAGACAACCACCCAUAAGACAACAGUAGAACCAACGACCAAGAAGACUACAACCAAAAAGACGACGCAUGAACCCAAAACAACGAAAUCAACAACAUUAAGGACUACCGCCGAACCAACCACUCAUAAAACAUCUACUACUCAAGAGCCAUCUACUAAGCAGGAAACAACUGAAAGGACAUCUCAUAAACCAACCACUGGAAGGACAAGCACCCAUAAGACAACAGCCGAACCGACAACAGCAGAACCGACGACCAAGAAGACUACAACCAAAAAGACGACGCAUAAACCCACUUCAAAGACUACCGCAAAACCAACCACAUCUACUACAAAGACUAGUAGAGAGCCAACCACUACGAAGAAAACAACUGAGAAAACAACUCAUGAGCCAACCACUCGAAAGACAACCAUCCAUAAGACAACAGUAGAAGCGACGACCAAAAAGACUACAACCAAAAAGACGACGCAUGAACCCAAAACAACAAGAUCAACAACAUUAAGGACUACCGCCGAACCAACCACUCAUAAAACAUCUACUACUCAAGAGCCAUCUACUAAGCAGGAAACAACUGAAAGGACAUCUCGGAAACCAACUACUGGAAAGGCAACCACUCAUAAGACAACAGCCGAACCGACAACAGCAGAACCGACGACCAAAAACACGACGCAUAAACCCACUUUAAAGACUACCGCAGAACUAACCACUCGUAAAACAUCUACCACAAAGACUUCUACCACUAAGAAGGCAACAACCGAGAGGACAACUCGUGAGCCAACCACUCGAAGGACAACAACCCAUAAAACAACAGUAAAACCAACGACCAAAAGGACUACAACCAAAAAAACGACGCAUGAACCAACAACAAAGAGAUCAACAACUUUAAGGACUACUGCAGAACCAACCACUCAUAAAACAUCUACUACUCAAGAGCCAUCUACUAAGCAGGAAACAACUGAAAGGACAUCUCGGAAACCAACUACUGGAAAGACAACCACUCAUAAGACAACAGCCGAACCGACAACAGCAGAACCGACGACCAAAAAGACGACGCAUAAACCCACUUUAAAGACUACCGCAGAACUAACCACUCGUAAAACAUCUACCACAAAGACUUCUACCACUAAGAAGGCAACAACCGAGAGGACAACUCGUGAGCCAACCACUCGAAGGACAACAACCCAUAAAACAACAGUAAAACCAACGACCAAAAAGACUACAACCAAAAAAACGACGCAUGAACCAACAACAAAGAGAUCAACAACUUUAAGGACUACUGCAGAACCAACCACUCGGAAAACAUCUACCACAAAGACUACUACCACUAAGAAGGCAACAACCGAGAGGACAACUCUUAUACCGACCACUCGGAAGACAACAACCCAUAAGACAUCAGAAAAACCAACGACCAAGAAGACUACAACCAAAAGAACGACGCAGAAACCAACAACAAAGAGAUUAACAACUUUAAGGACUACUGCAGAAGCAACCACUCGUAAAACAUCUACCACAAAGACUACUACCACUAAGAAGGCAACGACCGAGAGGACAACUCACUUCCACCACUAA